This is a messenger RNA of Gryllus bimaculatus (two-spotted cricket), 3570 nucleotides long. Lineage: Eukaryota; Metazoa; Arthropoda; Insecta; Orthoptera; Gryllidae. The record is from the annotation of a GenBank genome assembly.
AUGGCGCGACGUGUGGCGGUGUGCGUGGUGGGCGCGGGGGCGGCCGGGCUGUGCGCCGCGCGACAGCUCGCCGCCCGACCCGACGUUUUCACCUUCCGCGUAUACGAGCAAGCGGACGGAGUGGGCGGUACCUGGGUGUACACGGAGGACAUCGGUACGGAUUGCAACGGCCUGCGCGUGCACUCCAGCAUGUACGAGAACCUGCGAACCAACAUUCUGCAGGAAAUCAUGGGCUUCCCGGACUUUCCGUUUCCGGAAGCAAAAGGAACUUCGUAUCCGAAACACGAUGUUGUCCUAAAAUAUCUCGAAGACUACGCCGAGCAUUUCGAUUUAAAAAAGCACGUGAGCUUCCGCACCGUGGUGAAGGCAGUGCGGCCGGCGGGCGGGCCCAGCUCGCGCACGUGGGCGGUGACGGUGUACUCCGGCGAAAGCCGAUCGGAGGAGACGCAAGAAUUCGAUGCGGUGCUGGUGUGCAACGGCCACUACUCGACGCCGUUCUGGCCCGACGUGGCGGGGCUGGAGAGCUUCGAAGGCGCCGUGCUGCACAGCCACGACUACCGGCGGCCACAGGAUUUCGCGGGCCAGCGCGUGGUGCUACUCGGUGCCGCGGCAUCGGGACGCGACAUCGCCCUCGACCUGGCACGGCAUGCGCGGGAGGUGCUGCUGUGCCAUCGCGGCGCCCCGCUGCGCAGCGAGCUGCCCGCUAACGUGCUGCAGUUGUCUGCCAUCGCUGAGGCUACCCCUACCGGCUUCGUCCUCGAAGACGGCUCCGCCGUCCACGCCGACGCCAUCGUCUUCUGCACAGGCUACCGCUACACGUUCCCGUUCUUGAGUCCGCAGUGCGGGGUGUUUGUGAGGGGGAGGAGGGUGAGGCCACUGUACAAGCAUAUUGUCAAUAUAGAGAUGCCAUCUCUAGGAUUCAUCGGCAUUCCCUUCAUAGUACUUCCGUUUCCCUUGUUCCAUUGUCAAGUUGCGUUCUUCUUGAAAUCUCUCGUGGAUCCCUCCAUAUUACCAAGCACAGAAGAAAUGUAUGAAGAUGAAAGGAGAGAUUUUCAAAAAAGACUGGAUCUUGGCUUUCCACCAAGGUAUGCUCACAAAAUGGCACAACUGCAAUGGGAUUAUAAUGAUGAACUGGCAGAUGCAGCUGGUAUAGAAAGAUUACAUUCUGUUUUCAGAGAACUGUAUGAAGUUAAUUCUUAUCAAAUGAUGAAUUUUCUGGCUGAAUAUAAAAAUAAGUGUUACAGAGAAACAUAUAAAGAUAAAGUUAAUUAUUCAUGAUUGAUCAUGAUAAUAGUAAAUUAUUCAUGUAAUUUAGAAAUGUGCCUAUACUACUUGACAUAUUGUAUUAAAAGGUACUUGAGGAAUGUGCUUAUUGAUUAGUAGGCAUCACAAAAAAGAAUACAAAAUUGUAGAUCGUGUUUGUUUAUAAAAUACACCUUAUUGUGAUCUUCAUUACAAGAAUAAUAGCAUCUUCAUUACAAUAAUAUUUCAUAGGUCCACACUUUAUAAUGCUUCUUAAAACUGUAAUAGAUGGCUUUCAUAUCAUAUUAUUGUGUUACAUUUAUUUGAACAUGGGUAUCCAAAGUAAUUAAAUAGGUACCAUACCAUUGCUGAAUUUUAAAUGAUAUUAGCAUAAUAUAUAACAAUAUAAGAAUGUAUCAUUUCUAAAGGGUUUCAUUGUUACAAACUGUGAACGUGAAACAACUAGUUAUUACCUGAUAUUUAUUUGUACAGGUAUGGCAAAUGCAGAUGAAAAUAUUUCUUUGAAAUUUCUAUUCCUUUUUUAUCUAGGUAAGAGUCUGCUAGUAAUUUUUGUUGUUGGAUGCCUAUGGCAUAUUACGGGGUCUAAUCUGUGUUUUUCUUGAUAGAAUACAUUUUUGUUUUUCAUUAUAUUUGAGGAGCUUCGUAAUUGCUUUUUCAAUGUUGAGUCAAUAUCAAACUAAUAUUUACCCUACCACAAGGAAUUGGACUAAUAUUGGUCAGUCUAAUUACUUUGACCUUAUUUUGGGGCAUUUAAUAUAAUUUAUUGUUAGUUUUUGUUCCAAUGGAUGUGUAAGCCAGUCAUACAAAAUUUAUCUCUAACUUUUAGAAUCUUAUCCUAGUGGAUAAGAUGAGCAAAAACAAUACCAAUAUAAUAUUUAGUGAUGCAGUUUUAUGCAUUAAUUGUGAAUGUUAUAAGAAACAGUUUAUUCUUCGUUAUAAAGUUCAGAAUAUAAAAUGGUCAUUGUUAUAGUUUUCUGUUGUAUUUGUAGUGAACACUACAAAUCGAUUAUGUAAUUAACAAAAUUAUAUGUUUUGAUGUAUGUGAUGAUAAAUAUUUAUUAGAGAGAGAUCCACAUGCAUGUGUGACAUUCCGAUUCAUCAAAUGAAUGAAGUAUUUUUUUCUUGCAUAAUAUAUUAAAAUUUGAAGAAAAUUUCAGCAAUAGAUGAAUUUGUACUGGCCUGUAUGUUACUGAAUAGAAGGAAUCACAUUUUUUUUAUGCUCAUCAGCAGACUUUUGCUUCUGUAUCUGAGUUAAAUGAAUUCAUUCUUUUUAUUACAUAUAUUUGAGGAUGCAGCCUUUCCAGGGGCUUAGCUAGGGUGGCAAUACACCUUGAAAAUCAGAGCCACCAAAUGAGAUAUCCUAUUGAACCCCAAUAAUGGAGAAGUUCAUAUUCAGAGAGAUUUUGAAGGUUUUCUAUGAUAAAAAAUUUAAUGACACAUUAUAAAUCAACUGAAUAUUUAAUUAAGAUUAUUUGCUGCUAUUACUGCAAUUAGACAUCAGAUAAUUAUUCCAAAAAUAAAAAAAAUGUUGGAUGUGGUUAAGAGGGUUGGGAAUGCUUAAGAGACCCAUUCAUGGACAUAUUCUGUGUUAUUUAUUUACGCAUUUGGCAAAGACCCAGCGACUUGUCCAUUACCUAUCUACAUCAUGAAGUUCACUAAUGAAAAUGUUAUAAAUUCAUUUUCAUAAUUAAAACUUAGAAAUGAGAAUCUUGGUUAAAUGGAGAAUAAUUUUAUCUCCAUGUACGAACAUUAUAUAAUGGAUCAAUUAAUAAUAGCAGAUACAGACAUUUAAUAAUAGCAGAUGUCACUGGUUGCAAUGGUUUGAUCCAGUUGUCAAUAGAAAAUCGAAGAUCACAACAGAUUAAUAUUAGUACAGUGAUUAUUUUCUUUCCCAUAUGGAAUCAAGAAAAAAUCUUUGUAUCCCAAGUUUAAUUAAUUGUUUUUACUGAUAAUUCAUUUUCCUAUCAAGAAAAAUUGAACUUUCUUAAGCUUUGUUAAAUUUUACAAUAGUUUAUUAAAUAUUAUCUUUUUAAAAUUGUUUUAUGUUUACUGUAUGAUCCGUACCAAUAAUGUACUUUUACCAAUAAAGUAAUAUUUAACUGUUUUUAUUUUAUAAUAAUGUCAAUUAAUUAUCCAAUAAGACCUGGUUAUUUUUAUUACAAAAGGCAAUUUUUACUGUAGUAAGAUAAGACGUUGAGUCCUAAUCACCUUUCUGACCCUCUCCUGUAAUAAUAAGACAAACAUUUCAGGGAAAUGAAAGUCUGGAACAAUCAAUUAACAUCUCAUUAUUUGAUUACAAUGUUUUUC